AUGUCCAACGAGGAAGAAGCAGUGGUGCCAACUAAUCAACGAAGCUCGUGGACGAGUUUCUUGAAAUCUAUCGCAACGUUCUCUGGCGAUCUGAGCUCAUUAACCGCUCCUUCAUUCAUCCUCAGUCCUACAAGCUUAUGUGAAUUUCCAUCAUAUUGGGGAGAACCACACCGGGAAUUUGCCGCUAUCCCAACGGGAAAGACACCCGAAGAACGUAUGGUGUUAACACUCCGUUGGUUCAUAUCAACCUUGAAAGGUCAAUUCACUAGACGAGAGACUCAAACUGGCACAGAAAAGAAACCUUUAAAUCCGAUCCUUGGGGAGCUUUUUCUAGGAAGCUGGAAUUCCGAUUCUUCAAAUGAUAAAAAUAGCACCGGCGAACUACGACUAUGGACGGAGCAGGUAUCUCAUCAUCCACCUGUAUCAGCUUAUUGCUUGAUCAAUGCGAAAGCAGGUGUUUCUUAUCAAGGCCAUUGCGGGCAAAAGACUUCUUUCAGCGGGAAAAGUGUUAUUGUCAAGCAAGUCGGACAUGGACUUCUGAGAGUCAAAUUACCUGACAACACCAUAGAAUCGUACUUGAUCACGUUACCCAAAUUACGAAUCGAAGGUUUAUGGAUGGCCAGCCCGUACAUUGAAUUGACUGAAAAUUCACACAUUCAGUCUUCGUCUGGAUACCAUACAGUCAUGGAGUUUAAAGGAAAAGGCUAUUUCACAGGCAAGGCACAUUCAUUUACGGCGAAAAUAUACAGUCAGCCGAAGAUUACGUCAGGUGUAAGCCCGGUUCAUGAAAUCGAAGGGCAAUGGCAUGGGCUGUCAAAGUUUGUCAAGCAAGUUCCUAAGUGGUGGCAGGGAUCAGGUGACAAAUUCUUGGACCUGACCGAUGAGAAACUUGAAGAGAUCACUGUCCAAGAUAUCUCUAAACAAGGACCGCUCGAAAGUCGCCGCGUAUGGAAAAAUGUCGCAGAUGGCAUUCGGAGCGGCGAUUUCGAAGCUGCUAGUUCUGCAAAAUCAAAGUUAGAGAAUGAACAAAGGGCUAAAAGGAAAGAAGAGUUGGCCAAUGGAACUCCCUGGCAAAUGUCACAUUUCGACCGGGUAGAUUCGGAUGAAGAAUACGCCCGAUUAGCUGAAAUGUGCAGCCACUCUCCUCCGACUGAAGAAGCUUAUUAUUUCAAGUACGAGAAAGAAUACAACCAAGAGAUCCUUUCGAAGCAACAUCAGCAGUAA
Messenger RNA from Puccinia triticina, 1224 nucleotides. RefSeq lists its product as uncharacterized. Gene Ontology annotation, cellular component: cytosol; membrane; intracellular membrane-bounded organelle. NCBI's taxonomy places the organism in Eukaryota, Fungi, Basidiomycota, Pucciniomycetes, Pucciniales, Pucciniaceae. The record is from RefSeq and is a predicted model, not a curated record. Gene Ontology annotation, molecular function: oxysterol binding. The transcript has 13 exons. Gene Ontology annotation, biological process: piecemeal microautophagy of the nucleus; maintenance of cell polarity; exocytosis. Bases 1 to 1224 code for a protein of 407 amino acids.